Nematostella vectensis (starlet sea anemone) is the source of this 3755-nucleotide messenger RNA. RefSeq names its product telomere repeats-binding bouquet formation protein 1. NCBI's taxonomy places the organism in Eukaryota, Metazoa, Cnidaria, Anthozoa, Actiniaria, Edwardsiidae. The coding region runs from base 154 to 2514 and encodes 786 amino acids. Gene Ontology annotation, biological process: homologous chromosome pairing at meiosis; meiotic attachment of telomere to nuclear envelope. The record is from RefSeq and is a predicted model, not a curated record. The transcript is spliced from 14 exons.
UUGUUUUGACAAUUUGCCAGUGUUCAUUGAAUAAAGGCGAAAAAAAGCUUUUUUCUUACUUAAGUUUGAGAAGCUUGCUAUGCUCACAUUAGCUCUGAAAACUAUAUUGCUGCAUAUAAUUCACUAGCUACAAGCACUGAAAAGCUCAAUACAAUGGCGAAGGAAGGAGGAAAGACUCGUGUCUUGGCUGACAUGAAGCUUUUAUUAGAGUCUGUAGCAGACUCGGAGGAAGAACUACAGAACUGCUCGGAAGCUUUUGCAGCAACUGCAACUUUGCUCCCGCAAAACAGUGUUGCGCAAGACUGUUUUAUGGAUCUUGGGGGGCUUGAGUUAUUUCUUGGAAUCGCCAAGAACUCGGAGAAGGAAGAUAUGAGGAAAACAGCGUUAUAUAUCCUUGCCCUCGCGAUAGAGAACAACAGCAAAUCAAGAGAAGCGUUAACCAAGCCGAAGAUCUUCAAGUUGAUCAAGAACUAUCUGAAUGGCAAGAAUACUGUGAUUAGGACCACUACAGCAUUUCUUCUUGUCUGUCUAUCUUCAAACAAUGGUAGUGCACAAGAUAUGGUGAGAGACUCAAAAUGUCUGCACAAACUCUGUGAGAUGUUCAAGGAAUGUUUGCCAAGCAGCAGUGUCCAACGUUCUGAAGAGCAGUGGUUUGAUAGUAUGGAUGGGCAGUCUCUUGAGCUUUGGACUACCGUCUGUAGUGCCAUAUGUGCAUCUCUUGUCAACCCGCAAAAUGAAAGCAACCAGCAGCUUUGUUGCUGCCUCUUCCCGGCAGCCACUCGGGUUCUGCGAAGUACCGCGAAAAGAGAGCUGAUCCACCCUGUGAUUACUCUGUUGGGAGCGUGUGUUAUGGGCAAUCGUGACUGCCAGACUCGGUUGCGCAUUGUUGGCGGGAUCCGUGCGUUGAUGGAGCUAUUGAGAGACGCUCUCUCACAGGACUCAGCUUCGUACGGCGCCAAUGAUGUCAAGUUUAUCGCCCAUCUGGUCAGCACCCUUGCCUCUUCGUACUCAGAACAUGCCAUCAAUCGAAGCGAUGUGGGGGAUCUCGGAAUCGUUGAGUUGUUAAUGAAAGGCAUGUCAAUCAACUGCAACCAUAGCAACACGUUGGAUCGCUUCCGAAUGCAGAGUGUCAUUGGUUUGUCAAGUGUGGUGGAUGGAUGUGACGCUAACCAGCAGCGAUUCCUGGCAAUUGAUGGUCCUGCCAUCAUGGUACAAGUGCUGACGUGCAGCCAGGACCCUGAUUUCAAGAGACUAGCGACCUUCGUGCUGCACUGUUGCCUGGUGAAACCGAAAGGUGACAGUGAAGUAGACGAAGAUGACGUACUCAUGCUCGCUGCUGCAGGCCAGGCGAAACAGAUGUGCAGUUUGACGAGGCAGGCACAGAGAGAUCCUUUACAACCUGAUGUAGACAAGGGUUCUCUUCCAGGUCUUCCAUGUCAGACACCACAAGUAUCUCAUAGAGGUAUUGCUAGCGAGCAGAGACUAAUGGAGACGAUCCGUAAGCAGCACGAGCUGGUCAGUCGAUUGGAGAGCAAGAUUAACGAUAUGGAGCUUAGAGCGGGGCUUAGUCGAGCUGGGGGUGAGAGCGUGAAGCCUAGCAGGGCGAUGAGACAUCGAGAUUAUGAGCAUCUCGUCGAUACCGAAUCAAACCGAAACGAUGCAUGCCACACCAGGCGGCUCCAAAAGCAAGCUAUCAACAACACCCGAGAAAUCACCACACAAUAUGAACCCAAUGAAAGUGCGAACAUGCAUGACCAACAGUCCGCCAUAGGGAAAGCACCCAUGAUCACCAAACAGCCAAAAGCUUCAAAUAUCCGCAAAGGCAUGAGCCGUAUUGCUGAAACAAGAGUCAUGGCAGAAGAACGGCCAAUGAGAAAAGAACAGCUUGAUACUGAGACAGACGAAAGUCAAGGAAGUGUAUUCAGUCUUGCGCGGGAUGCUCAGGAGGGGUCCAGGGGGCACCACUCCCUCCACGAGGAACAGGAGAUAAUGGAGCUGGAGGAAGUACAGUUUAGGGGCCGUCUUGGCACUCUUAAAGAGCUGAGCAUACAAGGUCACCAGAAAAGCAAAAUAUAUGAACAAACGACGAUAAAGGAGACAGACCCGAACGAGGGACGGGAUCGAUGGAUCUCCCGUCGCCAAACCGAGAAUGAGAAAACCCAACGUCAUAAUAUGGAGAUAAGGAGCAAACGCGUAGAAGUAUCCACUAAGGAUAAUGCAAUUGAAAACUUCCCAACGCAAAAUACCAACCAUGGAAGGUCUGCCAAGAUGAUUGACCACAACGCGAAUAUUAGUUCCUAUGGCAACUGUUGCCAGGGUGAUACGCCGAGUGUGCGCUCCGUUUCCACGCAAUGCGAGUUCUCGUACGACAGUCAGGACUAUGAUGAUUACGAUGGGCAUCAUAGUGGAUACGCUUCAUCCUCGGAUGAUUCCAGUGACUACGAGUGUGGAUGUUCAAGUGAUGCCGAGGUUGUUAUGAUUACGAGCUGUACUCUACACAAGCUGUGCCCGUAAUUUUCAACAUGCCGCAACAAAGUUAUUAUCAAGACUCUGGAUCCGACAUGCGUGACACUAGGUUGGACUUGUGUGACCCUGGAUCCGACAUGCGUGACACUGGAUCCGACAUGCGUAACACUAGAUCCGACAUGUUUAACACUAGGUUCGACUUGUGUGACCCUGGAUCCGACAUGCGUGACACCGGAUCCGACAUACGUGACACUAGAUCCGACAUGUGUAACACUAGGUUCGACCUGUGAGACCCUUGAUCCGACAUGCGUGACACUGGAUCCGACAUGCGUGACACUAGAUCCGACAUGUGUAACACUAGGUUCGACUUGUGUGACCCUGGAUCCGACAUGCGUGACACCGGAUCCGACAUGCGUGACACUAAAUUCGACAUGUGUAACACUAGGUUCGACUUGUGUGACCCUGGAUCCGACAUGCGUAACACCGGAUCCGACAUGCGUGACACUGGAUCCGACUUUGUAACACUAGAUUCGACUUGUGUGACCCUGGAUCCGACAUGCGUGACACCGGAUCCGACAUGCGUGACACUGGAUCCGACUUUGUAACACUGGAUUCGACUUGUGUGACACAGCAUCCUACUUGAAAGACACUGUGGUUUGGGUUUUAUAUUGAAUAUUGAAUAAUCUUGUCAUUUUGGAAAGUAAAUUUUCUGUGUUGUUUACUUCUUUAGAAAUGUAAUAGAGGUGUAGGAUGGGUUGAAUUUCAGACUAUUCAAGUGGAUUUAUUUUCUUACUGAAAUCUUAUUUGCAUGGCGGCACUAAAUCAUUCGUCAGGCAAGUCGGACCCAGUGUAAUCUCCUGCGAAAUCGUUCUGACCGGUCACGCAAGGCGUUUGAGCUCAAGCGCAUAGAGUGACAGGCCAGAACGACUGACCAGGAGACUAGGCACAGAGUCUAUGGAUGAAUCCUGAUUGGUCAUCAGCAAAUGAUUCCAGUGAUGUGAGUAUCGUAAAAAAGCAGCACAGUAAACACAGCAGAUGAUUCCAGAUUAGUUAGGUUAUUAAGAUUAGCAGGUUAUUAAGGUGCAGCAUUUACUAAUUCAGAGACAGACAUCUGUUUCUUCACACCGAAGAAUUUCGAUAGAUUUCUAUCCGAUUUUUCCAUAAUUUUAGGAUUAUUCAUUAAUGUUUUCUGAACAUCUCAUAGAUUAAGUUUGGCAUAUUAAUUGUUUCAUUAAUUUCACACAGCAUGCAUGUAAUAUGAAUGUUUAUUAAAAUAAUGUUGUGCUGUU